Messenger RNA from Emiliania huxleyi CCMP1516, 926 nucleotides. RefSeq lists its product as hypothetical. The transcript has 3 exons. The record is from RefSeq and is a predicted model, not a curated record. NCBI's taxonomy places the organism in Eukaryota, Haptophyta, Isochrysidales, Noelaerhabdaceae. The coding region runs from base 60 to 926 and encodes 288 amino acids.
GGGCGCGCUCGCGCGCGAGCUUUCCCAGAGCAGAAGUGAUAGAGUCUUGCUCACCGGACAUGCUCCUCCCACCCUUCCUGUGCCUCUCGCUCGUCGACACGGCGUGGCAGCUCUCACUGAGCAUCGGCCGGCCCUCCUCGGCCGACGCUGCAGCACUGCUCGGACCGCCGCUCGCCAUGUUCACCCCGGGCGGUGGCCGGCCACAGCCUCCUGCGUGGCUGGGGCGCGAGUGGGCGGGCUCGGGCUCCCGGCUGAGCUUUCCUCUCACCAUCGAGUUCUUCGACGAGCCUCUGCGGCAGCCCAUGAGCGACGAGCCGCUCCGUCGAACGCAGGCUCGGCGCCUCUUCACGCGGUCGGAGCGGCUCGGCACCAAGGCGAGCGGCGUCGCGUGGGGCAUGCUCCAGCUCUCCAGCAUCGAGGCGCUCGUCGUGUGGUGCAUCGACCUACCGGACGGCGUCUGCUCCUCCGCCGAAGGCGCUCCGACCACUUCGGACGCAGGCCUUCCUGCCGGUACGCGCCUCUACUGCUCGACGCAGGCGUGGAGGAGCGCUGAGCUGCAGCGGCUGAUGCCCUUGGCGGAGCGGCUGCGCAGAGAGCGGGCGGGCGAGAGCGAUCGCGGCAAGCGUUCCGCCAUCGACUCGCGCCUCGCCAAGCUGGAGCGCGCGCUUCCAAAGCCAGGCCAGGCCACGCUCGAGGCGCCGGCGCUAGGUGCAGUCACGCUGAGCGCUGCUGGCCAGCUGUCUGUGCAGCGGGCCGUGUCGGGAAAGAGAUUCAACCCUUUCGAGAACGCGGGCAGGCUGCCGUUCGGCUCGAUUCCAGAGUUUGGCGUCGUGGGCUCGUUCCUCCUCGCGGCCCCGGGCGACCAAGCUGCGCAGCUGACCAGCGUCGAUCAGGAGGCGGGGGAUGUGGAGGUGGUUGUGGGAUGA